UCCUGAGAGGCGUGUCGACACACCUGAGCUUCUUUGCAGAACUGCACAGAAAAUGAGGCAGCAGGAGCAGCAGCUGACAUCUGUCAACAAGAGUUAUCAGUGCAGCUUUCAUCAGCUUCUAAUGAACCGAUCAGCAGCUGGAAAGUAGUCUGUGAAACGCGUAACUGCUGUGCUGCCACCUCGGUGACAUUAACAGGUAGAGAUGGCACAGAAGAGCACCACCAGAAAGACUCUGAAAAGUUUGUUCUCCAGGAGAGAAGUCAACGUGGACGAACCGGUGGAGCAGAAGGACAAGAAUGAAGGAGAGAAGAAGGUUUUUAAAUUCCUAAAGUUCAAGACAAAGAAGAAUGACCCUGUGAAGCCUGCUAAUGAGAACCAGCAGCUACUCAGUGCUGCUGAGCCCAGUAACACUGCCGAGGCUGGAGAGUCCUGGGCCGACAACAUCUCAGCGGACAAAAAGAGGUCUUCUCUCUAUGGCACCGCACCCAGGUCAAAGGACAAAGGAUUAAGCUACUCAGAGUUGGACCUCCGUAAGCCCAAAAGGUUUGCUACCUUCUCCUUUGGCUUCAGAAAGAGGAAAAAGGAUGAUGAAGAGAAUAUCUCUAAGAGCACCGUUGGCCUUCAUAGGUCUGGCAUUAAAGAGCAAGAGGAGGCUCCUCCGGACCUCAGUCAGAUGGAGUUGGAUCAGGCCAACACGAAGACGAGGUUCAGCAUGUCUCAACCGGAGCUUGACACCAGCGAUACAUUUGACAUCCCCUCUCCUCCCCCAAUGGCCACAAACCAGUCAGAAUCAUAUUCCACUCUCCCGAACCAGUCGCAGUCAUCUGAGGCCGUAAACACCCAACCAGAGGCGGCGGAGCCUCAGACGAACGGCUCUGUUCUUUCUGACGUAUACGAGGAACCGCAGAAAGCACCGUUGGCUACCAUCCCUGAGCUGCAGCUGGAUCAUUCAGACUCAUCAGAGGAGAAAGAGAACUAUCUUGUUCAUGAUGACUCCAAUGCGUCUGCAUCCACCACUCGUACAGAAACCACCUCAGCUGUCAACAAUCAGACCGUACCUAGCCUUCCAGCUAGCCAGCCUCCAACCGUUCUUGACACCUCAGAUCACAAAGCAGCGGUUGUUGACUUUGUCUCCACAAGCAAUGGUCCAAUCAAUAAUGACAUCCCCCAGCAGUCUGACACAAAAGCAGAAAUCGCUCUCACUGAAUCCACCAGAGUUGCAUUAUCACAUCAUGAACCCGAUGCCCCUGACGUAGCUGACGGUACAACUCAAAAUGGUAAACUCUCCCUGGCAAGUGUCGACUCCAAAAUUGACGGCGUUUCCACAAGCAACGGUCCGAUCGAUGAUGUCGUCCUCCAGCAGUCUGACACAAAAGCAAAAAUCGCUCUUACUGAAUCCACCAGAGUUGCAUUAUCACAUCAUGAACCCGAUGCCCCUGACGUAGCUGACGGUACAACUCAAAAUGGUAAACUCUCCCUGGCAAGUGUCAACUCCAAAAUUGACGGCGCAAUUACAGAGUCAACCCCUGUUCCUCACGCCUACGACACGGCUCUCAACUCUGCUUCUGUCCAUCAAGAAGUCUCAAUUUCUCGCACUGAGAGAUCUACUUCAGAAUCUGCCGAGAGUGUCACCACAACCUCGGCAGUUAGCGGUGAGAAGAGCGCUCGUCCUGUCAAUCAAGCUUCAGUUUAUGGAGCGUUGUAUGAUUCACUUUUCCCCCAGAGUUUUACCUCGGACGUAGUGUCAUCACUCUCAAACCCGCCGCCUCAGAUCCACACCGAGACAAGACAUCUCAACACCAAAUCAGAACCUGUCAUGGUUGUUAAUGAACGUCACACAGACACUAAUGCUGUAUACUCCAGAUUUACCUCUUACCAAACUUCUACUGCUUCUGAGCCUCAAAGAGACCCCGAUAUCUACAACAGAUAUCUACCUUCCUCUCUCAAUUCAGGUUACGAACCAGUUGACAGUUACAAAAUUCCUUACUCAGAUGUGAACCGCUCCACUUCCAGAUUUACGUUUUACCAAACUUCUACUGCUUCUGAGCCUCAAAGAGACCUGGAUAUCUACCGCAGAUAUCUACCUUCCUCUCUCAAUUCAGGUUCCGAAGCAGCUGAUGGUGAUAAAAUUCUUGACUCAGAGCUGACCCGCUCCCUUUCAGAGGUGAAACCAGACAGUUUUAGCCUCAUUAAAGACAAUGCCGGGUCAGUCCCUGCGGUUCAAAGCUCUGCCCCUCCCGCUUCUGAUGAUGCACCAUCCCAAGGGGAAGAUACUCAGGUUACGGACUCCAAACGGAGAGCGAUCCUAGUCAAAGAGUCAGUCACAGACGAGGCGGGCGACGAUCCCGCCUGUCCCUCUCCCGUGCCUGGAAAAAUGAGUGAAGAGAAGCGCAUUCAGAUAAGAAUUGAUACAAGCGAGACUUUUUUUGCUCCGUCUGGACAGACAGCUGAGCCUUUAAGUCCAGCGUAUCUGAGCGUGGGAUCAGAUGACGUGGAGGUCUAUUACAGUGCCGAAGAGGACAACGCAGAGGAGAGCGGGGUUGAAGUGAUACACACUGUGGAUGAAAGGGAAGAAAGUCGCGUGGUAGAUGGGGCGAAAGAGGCCGGGCUGCGUGAGGAGUUUCUACAGCAGGUGGAGGUUGCAGAAACGGAGAUAAGAAUGAGAAAUGAGGGAGAAUAUCGGGGGGUAAUUGUUAAAAUGCAGAGUGAGGGAGGCAAAAUGGGCAAUGAAGAUAGGAGAGAGGAUCUCAACAGCCGAAUUGAAGUGGAGCAACAAGCAGGAGGUCAGAGGUCAGUAGUGCAGGAGUUUAAAACAUCUGAGUUUCUUGUAGGCAAUGAUGCAAAGAGUCAAGAGAAAGUAGUACCUUUGCCACAGCUGAAAGAAGAGGCGGAGAAGGAGAGAAAAGAGGGAGAAUAUCGGGGGGUAAUUGUUAAAAUGCAGAAUGAGGUAGGCAAAAUGGGCGACGCAGAAGAAUACGAGGAUCUCAAUAGCAGAAUUGAAGUGGAGCAACAAAUAGGAGGUCAGAGGUCAGAAGUGCAGGAGUUUAAAAGGUCUGAGUUUCUUGUAGGCAAUGAUGCAGAGAGUCAGGAGAAAGAAGUAGCAACCACAGCAUUGCCAGAGGUGGAAGAAGAGGCGAAGGAGGAGAGAAAAGAGGGAGAAUAUCAGGGGGUAAUUGUUAAAAUGCAGAAUGACGGAGGCACAAUGAGCAAUGCAGAAGAGAAAAAGGAUCUCAAUAGCCGAACUGAAGUGGAGCAACAAAUAGGAGGUCAGAGGUCAGAAGUGCAGGAGUUUAAAACAUCUGAGUUUCUUGUAGGCAAUGAUGCAAAGACUCAGGAGAAAGAAAUAGCAACCACAGCAUUGCCACAGGUGAAAGAAGAGGCGGAGGAGGAGAGAAAAGAGGGGGAACCUGUCGCACCGGUUCAGCAGGUGAUGGCAUGCGUCUUUGCUCCACCCUCCAGUGGGUCGCAUGGGCUAGGGGAGGGGUCUGAGGGAAACUGGACCAAGGAAUUGGAAACAGAAGACCCCCCUAAUGGAGAGGAGCAACUCCCAAGUCAGGAGAUCCUAUAUCAGACUCACAAAGCCACUAUGAGUUCUGAAUACGUGCAUGCUUCUUCCAGCGACACAAGAGAAGAAGUCAUGAUCACACCCAGAUUUAGAGAAGUAGAAGAGCAAGUUUCCCCGACGGCAGAGGUAGACCAAAUAGGUGAAGCAAGCAAAGAAACCAGCAGCAGCACUGCAGCAAACACAGUCACAGAUCCGUCUGCUGGGGCAGAGGUUGUCACGGGAGCUUUGACACGCAGCGCUGAACCGCAAUCAGAUGCCGCAGAGAUCGAACACAAUAGGGCUCGACAGAGUAGUGAGUGGGUGGAUACAAUUACUCAGAGCACAGGCAAAACCAGGACGACGCACGAACAGGUGGCAGUCGAGCUGUCAGCCCCGACCGCAGACGCACGCAUACCUGAUCCGGAAGCUGCAGAGACACAAGCGGAGAGACACGAGCAUCCGGCAGAAGCACAACCUGACCUGGAUCAGGGGUCCCUGGCAACGUCAAGGACGCCCACAGCAGCUUCAGAAGUCCUCACUUCCAUAAAUCAGCCGCCUGAAGCCGACAAGGAAUCGGUUGACAAAAUGAAUUCAGGCUACAGCAGCCUAAGCACCAAACUGUCCUUAAAGAAUUCAUCUCCCCCUAAGGAGGAUGAAUCCAAAUCUCGUUUCCGUAAAGUGUCUCUGAUCAGUGAGACCAAUGCCGCUGAGGCCAGCCAGGAUGCAGUGGACUUUAGCAAAACGAGCACCACUGUCAGUGAAUCAAACGGAACAGAUAUCGCCUCAGAGUACAAAUGGAGGAAUAGAUUUGAUGGGGUUUCUCAGUAUAGACCAUACAAAAUAGAGGAUCCCUCCAUUUCUGAUUCUCCAAGUUACAGAAUGUCUGACACUUACUCCAGCACCACGUCUUUCUCCUCCUCCUCCUCCUCCUCCUCCUCCUCUGCUCUCCCCGAGGCCUCAGCAUACAAACACCUCAGCAGCUCCUCCCUCUCCUCCUCCCCUCCAGAGGAACACAUCACCCUAAGCAACAGGCUGAGUGACAUGACCAAAGUUUAUCAGAGCCACGAGAGCGAGCCAGCCGAAGCACCAAGCAAUGAGUGGAGGAGGAGUUUGCUGGAUCGGGAGGAGCCUGCUGCACCUGCAGGUGAAAGAGAGGCACAGAGAGAGGCAGAGUCAGAGAGGUUAGAGUCACGCUGGGACUCACAUCAGCUCCCCGUGUCAGGCUUCUCCUCGGCACAACAUCAAAGCAGCCGCGAAACCAUCUACAGUUUCCAAGAAGGAGACGACAACGACUCCCGUUUCACUGGGGUGUUCAAGGCCACACUGGUGGAGCUGGUCUCUGAACCUGCAGCCCUCCCCUCCACUCCCCCGGCCUCUCCUGACGCAGACUCCCCCAUCCAGUUUGACAUGGAUAGCCUGGUGGACACCCUGAAGAACAUGGGACCUUCCCUGAUGCCUAGGAGCUCGAGCCUGCGUGGGCCCCCUCCAGUCCUCAUGUCCUCCCUGGCACCAAUCGUGGAGGAUGCUGCCAGCCCCGUCACCCCCGACAUGCCUCACGCCUCCCUCAACAGUACCACAAAAAAGAUGGAAGCGAUGGGCAACCCUCCCGAGUCCCUCAAAGGACUUUACACUCUGCCCGGUGACCUGGGACUGAAGAGGAGUUCUGUCAGAGACACUCGUUCACCACUGGAGCUGAUGAAGCAGGGCCAGCAGGAUCACCAGCAGCAGCCUGGAACAAGAGGCCUGGCCUUGCCCCUGAGACCAUCUGCUAACAAUAGUUUUACAAUGAGAACAUCUUCUGACUCUUCUCCUGAGGAAUUGAAAUCCCCGGUGCUGAACGGAAACGGACUACUCCCGUCUCCCAACGCCGGCUCUCGCCUAGGCAACAGCAUCAUCUUUGGAAGCCACAGGUCAACAUCCAUAGAUCAGACUUUGGAGAAUGGAAAGGCCCAUCGCCCGCUCUUACGCACCGGCUCGCUGCCUGACACCGGCUUCUCGAACGAUCACAUGAGCGUAGGACUGAAGGAGUUGGGCGAGAAGGGCGCCGGGACGGAACCGGCGAUGUCCCGCUUCGAGCGCUUCUCCUUCCUUUUGAACUCCUCGCCGGGCUCCUUGACCGGGUCCGAAGACCCCAACGCCCGCAUGAGUCGGAGUCCCUUGAUGAGCAUGGGCUCGCCACCUUCCAGCAACAGUCCCACCCGCCUCCUCAGCCCCACCGGCUCCAUAGACCUCCAGAGGCCGUUCACCACCACGGACUCACCCUUAUCUAUGUUUGGCCAGUCGCAGGGGAUGGGGAUGGGCACCAUGGGACUCCAGCAGAAUUCAAUGUUCAACAGCGUGCGCGGAGGGUCUCAGUUCCAGAGCCAAGAAGUCGAGCAUGAGAGGAGUUUAGUGUCCAAAUACAGGGCCUUCCCCGAUGCUUAUCUCACUAAAGAGAAGGAACAUGGGAAGCUCAAUCCUCGUCCUGGAAAGAUGUAUAUCUUCGACCGGCCAGAAAUGUGCGGCCAGAGGAUCGAGGUGCGCAGUGAUGUCAUCGACGCCACGCCCUGGGAGCUGCAGGAGACCAUCUCCAUCAGGGUGGUCAGAGGAGGAUGGGUGAUGUAUGAAAAGCCUAACUUCAAAGGGGAGAAGAUCGCUCUGGACGAAGGCGACAUAGAGCUCACCUGCCCCUUCAGCCCUCCAGAAGAAGAGCAGCAGCAGCUGCAGAACGGACAGAAAGAGGCCGGAGAGCAGAACGGAGUCCAGAACGGAGAAACAAGUGAUGAGCAGACAGAGACCACCAAGCCGGCCAGGAAGACCGUCAUCGGGUCUAUUAGAAGAGCUGUCAGGGACUACAGCGUCCCAGAAAUCAGUCUCUUCCCAGAGGAGAACGCAGAAGGGAAGAAGGUCGUCUUCAGAGAUACGUCUGAAGACGCCAGGAUUUUUGGCUUCCCCAUCAAGGCGAACUCUAUCAUCAUUAACGCUGGACUGUGGCUCGUGUACGCUCAUCCCUUCUUCCAGGGCAUUCCACGUGUCCUGGAGGUGGGGGGGUACACCAACCCUGCAGCCUGGGGAGUGGAACAGCCCUAUGUGGGAUCAGUACAUCCACUUAAAGUGGGUGAACCAAGAGUGGAAAAUAUGAGUGAGCCAAAGAUGAUGCUCUACGAAAAGCCGUACUUCACUGGGAAAUCCAGGAUCAUAACCACCAACAUGAGGGACUUCAUGACCAGAGCAGACCGGCAGCAGACGGCCUUCAUGUACAACGUCGGCUCCCUUAAAGUGCAGGGAGGAAUGUGGGUGGGCUACGAGAAGGAGGGCUUCCGAGGCCACCAGUACCUGCUGGAGGAGGGGGAGUACCACGACUGGAGGGUGUGGGGAGGCCGCGAUGCUGAGCUGCGCUCCGUCAGGGUCAUCCGAGCAGACCUGACGGAGCCCAUGAUGGUGAUGUUUGAGCAGCCAGAAGAAGAGGGCGUCGAGGAGGAGAACACCUUCGAGGUGACGGAGGCCAUCGCUGACGUCGAGCUGUUUGAGUACAAGACCUCCACGCGCUCCAUCCACGUACUCAGCGGGGCAUGGAUAGCUUACUCCCAUGUGGACUACUCUGGUAACCAGUACAUCCUAGAGAAAGGUUUCUAUAAUAACUGUGCUGACUGGGGUUCUCAGGACACUCGCAUCUGCUCGGUGCAGCCCGUCCUGCUGGCUCCAAGUGAAAACUCCAGGAGCAGGAAUGAGAUAAUACUGUACUCUGAGCCAGACUUCCAGGGCGAGUGUCACGUCUUCGACCGCAACCAGGAAGGCGUACCAGGAAAAUUACUGACCAAGUCCUGCCGAGUGUCGGGGGGAAGCUGGGUGCUCUACGAGAAUAAACAGUACUCUGGGGACUUGUAUGUCUUGUCUGACGGAGACUACCCCAAUUUAACCAGCAUGGGAUGUCCACCCAAAUGCACCAUCGGUUCUUUCAAGGUCGUGCCACUGACCUUCUCAGUUCCCUCCAUCUCGCUGUUUGGCCUCGAGUGUCUGGAGGGCAGAGAGAUCACUAUGGACACAGAAAUCCACAGCAUGGUUGAAGAGGGCUUCAACAACCACAUCCUGUCCGUCAGAGUCAACAGCGGCUGUUGGGUGAUAUGUGAACACAGCAACUACAGGGGGCGCCAGUUCCUACUGGAACCGAUUGAAAUCACCAACUGGCCGAAGUUUAGCUCAAUACAGACUAUUGGCUCAAUGUUCCCAGUCAGACAGAAGCGCCGCUUUUUACGCAUCAAGAACAAAGAGAGCGGUCACUUCAUGUCCAUCCAGGGCGGCGUGGAGGAGAUGAAGUCAGGACGAGUGGUGGCGUCACCAGAAGUGGAGCCCAUGAGUGACAUCUGGUUCUAUCAGGACGGCUUCAUCAAGAGCAAGUUGUCACCAACCAUGAGCCUCCAGGUGAUGGGCAACAUAGAGCCGGCAGCUAAAGUGGUUCUAUGGCAAGAGACCCGGCAGCCUAUCCAGACCUGGACGGCCCAGAUGAGAGGCCUCAUCACCAGCCUUACUUUCCCCGGCUGCGUCCUGGAUGUCAAAGGUGGCAAAACGUACGACAAGGACCAUGUGGUGAUUAUGCCGGAGAAUGAUGAGAGGCCGAGCCAACAGUGGGCGAUAGAGCUGCUGUAAGCUGCUAUGAAAACCUCAUGUUUCCCUUCGCUAAGCUUUCCUCAACUGUGCUUCUCUCUACAACUCCAGAAUAUCCCGUAAAUAUUCCGGGAACAACUGCCACUGCUUUUUUUUUUUUUUCAAACUCCAUGAUCCAUGUAACUAGUAUGAACAUCACGACAGUAAGAAUGCAAAGCUGCACCAGACAGUGUAAUGCUUUGCAGAGAUUUGUGUUGUGUUGUCAUCUGUAUGCGAGGACCACUGUACAAAAAAGACAAUUGUUAAGUGCCUUGACCUGCUGCAGCGACUGGGUUCAUCACAUGAGUUAAAAAGCAAUUCCUAUUCAGUGUCUUUGACUUUGACCUUUAUCGAGUGUUAUCAUGUGUCAACAAUUUGAGUAUUCAAACUAGAAUCUCCCUGUUGGUAGGAGUUGAGGCUCAUGAUAAUCCCCUGACUGUCAAAGCACCUGAUGUUUUUAUAUCUUUGUUUACAAUGGAGCAAACCAAGUUUCCAUUUCUGGUUUUCGUGGAGUGAACAGCAAGUGGCCUAGAUAGUGGACAAAUGAAGCCAAACCAAUGUGUAGUGUGCAAGAAAUGUAUGCUAUGCAUUUUUUAAGGUAUUUUUUUUUUAAUAUGUACUGUAUGUAUCAAUGUUUGUUUUGUGGGAAAUGUUGCACUUUUGUAUGCAGUAUAUCACAUUGAAUUGUGCAGUGCGAUGAAAUGGGUUUUAUGUGUGCAGUUACCCUGUUUCUUGUUAUACUUUUGUUAUAAUUGUUACAUGAAAAUGUAUGUUGUCUGCAUCAUCUGUAUGUUAAUAUUUGAUACUAAAGAUGUCAGAUGUGUGUGUAAGAGGGAGUGGUUUUAAAAUAUUGAAUAAAAACAUAAACAUUGCUAAAUAAAACAAAGCUGACUAAUGAA
Messenger RNA from Sebastes umbrosus (honeycomb rockfish), 9066 nucleotides. It is a transcript of the gene crybg2, whose product is annotated as crystallin beta-gamma domain containing 2. The record is from RefSeq and is a predicted model, not a curated record. Lineage: Eukaryota; Metazoa; Chordata; Actinopteri; Perciformes; Sebastidae. The coding region runs from base 203 to 8170 and encodes 2655 amino acids. The transcript is spliced from 25 exons.